UAUAUUGAGAUAUAUUUUUAAAAAUUAGUUAUGGAGGUUUUAUCCGGAAGAAAUAGAAAUUCAAUGAAGCAUAUUGCUUCCUCGGUAAUGAUUCAUGACAAGAAAGGCAGAGCUAUAGUGAGGUCGGAUCUUAUCGGAUUCAAAAAGGAGGCCAGUGGGUCAUGGAAAGAAGUCAGCAGAAAGAAACGAUUCCUUAUAUUGGAAGGCGUCAUUCCUGGAAAAAAAACGAGAAUACGCAAAGGGUUUAUUAUCGACGAUCAAGAAGACUCUGAUAUAGAUGAAUUGGAACUAGAUAUAUAUGGACCCCCGUCAGUGCCUGUCAAGGCCGUACCUUUCCAAAGGCCAACCCUAAUGGCAACACGCCGUUCAUUUUGUAGUCGUCAAUGUGGACGAUGCGGCAGACACGAAAAUGUUCCGCCUGACUGCGGCAUUUGCGUAGGAUGUGGACAGCACCCAGCUGUGGCUCGUUGUUUCAGCACCUCGUCCAUGGUUUGUCUACGCUGUCGACAAGGAAUCAGGUCUUCUUCAUUAGAAGAAAGUUGCCCCAGAUGUUCAAACGGACCAAGAAUUACACGCAAUUAGACCAAAAUAAGAAGUCAUGGACAAGGAUUGAAGCUUUCCCGAAACUAGAAGCAAAGUAUUUUACUAGAGUCUAUGCCCAAUGCUUACUGCCAGUUCACCUGCAAGACAAUAAAAUUUUUUUUUAAAACUUCAUCUAUGCUCAAGUUAAUUUUCCAAAGACUUUAGCCAUGCCCAACUUAGCUAUGUCAAAGUAUUUCUUAAUAAACUUUGGUAAUGUCGAAUCAUCAUAUUUUCAAACGCAUUUUUCACUAAAUAAUAUCACAUUGAAUUAAUAACAGUAGCCUGCGUUUCUCCCUUGUCCAUGGCAUAGAUUUAUAAAGAAAACCUUAUUAACAUACGUUUUCUACCAAAUCUGUUAAUAAAGUAAUUCUUCAAAAAAAAAAAAAA
Styela clava is the source of this 969-nucleotide messenger RNA. The record is from RefSeq and is a predicted model, not a curated record. NCBI's taxonomy places the organism in Eukaryota, Metazoa, Chordata, Ascidiacea, Stolidobranchia, Styelidae.